This is a messenger RNA of Oryza sativa Japonica Group (Japanese rice), 1564 nucleotides long. RefSeq lists its product as uncharacterized. Gene Ontology annotation, biological process: transmembrane transport. Gene Ontology annotation, cellular component: membrane. The record is from RefSeq and is a predicted model, not a curated record. NCBI's taxonomy places the organism in Eukaryota, Viridiplantae, Streptophyta, Magnoliopsida, Poales, Poaceae. Gene Ontology annotation, molecular function: transmembrane transporter activity.
GCCAUGGAGCGCGCCGACGCGGCGCUGCUCCCGGCGGUGUACAGGGAGAUCGGCGCCGGGCUGCGGGCCUCGCCGUCGGCGCUGGGCUCCAUCGCGCUCUCCCGCUCCGUCGUGCAGGCCGCGUGCUACCCGCUCGCCGCGUACCUCGCCGCGCGCCACGACCGCCUCACCGUCGUCGCCCUCGGCGCCUUCCUCUGGGCCGCCGCCACCCUGCUCAUCGCCGUCUCCACCACCUUUCCUCAGAUGGCGGUGACGGCGGCGUUGAACGGCGUCGGGCUGGCGCUGCAGAUCCCGGCGAUAUACGCCUUCGUCGCCGAUUCCGUCGAUGGCACGAGCAGGGGCGUGGCGUUUGGGUGGCUCAUGGUGGCGGGAAAGGUCGGCACGGUGGGUGGCACUUCUCUUGGCCUCCUCAUGGCGCCCACCUCGUUCUUGGGUAUUCCGGGCUGGCGCCUCGCCUUCCUCCUGCUCGCUGCCGGCGGCGCCGUGGUCGGUGUGUCCAUCCGCUCGUUCGCCGCUGGCAACGACGCCGCGGCGGCGGCGACUGCGUCGACGACGACCACCGCCAAGCCGGUGCGGCAAGAGCUGCAGGAGUUCGCGAGGGAGGCGAAGGCCGUGCUGCGUGUGCCGUCGUUCCAGGUCAUGGUCGCGCAGGGGCUCACGGGCUCGUUCCCCUGGUCGGCGCUCUCCUUCACGGCAAUGUGGCUGGAGCUCGUGGGGUUCUCCCACGGCGAGACGGCGGCGCUCAUGGCGCUGUUCAAGGCCGCCACCUCGCUGGGCGCCCUCCUCGGCGGCAAGAUGGGGGACGCCAUGGCGCGGCGGUUCAAGAACUCCGGCCGCAUCGUCCUCGCCCAGGUCAGCUCCGGCUCGGCGGUGCCCCUCGCCGCCGUCCUCCUCCUCGCGCUCCACGGCGACCCACCCGCCGCCGCCAAGCACGGCGCCGCGCUGUUCGCCCUGGGGCUCAUGGCGUCGUGGAAUCCCUCGUCGACGAACGGCCCGAUACUGGCGGAGAUCGUGCCGCCGCGGUCGAGGACGAGCGUGUACGCGCUGGACCGGACGUGCGAGGCCGUGCUCGCGUCGUUCGCGCCGACGGUGGUCGGCGUCCUCGCCGAGCGCCUGUACGGCUACGACCUGGCUGCGCGGGGGGGCGCCGCCGCCGUCGAGGCGGAGCGGCGCAACGCGGCGUCCCUCGCGAGUGCACUGUACACCGCCAUCGCCGUCCCCAUGGUGCUGUGCUGCCUCAUCUACUCGUUCCUGUACUGCACCUACCCGAGGGACAGGGAGGCGGCGGCGCGGGCGGAGGCGGCGGCGCCGAGGGGAGACGGCGGAGCUCGGCCCGACGGCGGCGAGGGGUCUGACACCGAGGAUGAAGGGGAGGAUGAGAGGAAAUUGCUUCCGCAAUGAUGGAAAUUUAGGGCUGAUUUAUUUUUGUUUAUGCAGCUUUAUAUUCGUUACAAAAACUCCAGUAUACCACUAGCUCACUACCAAACCAUGGAAAUUUAUUCGGGGAUAAUUUAAUCAAAUUGUAAUCGACAUUUGUAUUUUAGAACUUUUCAUCUAUAAAUGA